Messenger RNA from Striga hermonthica, 381 nucleotides. The record is from the annotation of a GenBank genome assembly. Lineage: Eukaryota; Viridiplantae; Streptophyta; Magnoliopsida; Lamiales; Orobanchaceae.
AUGGCGACGGUAGAUCCCGAAGCUUUGUCUAAAGCCUUCGUUGCCCAUUACUACAAGGCGUUCGACCAGAACCGGGCCGCGCUUGCCAAUCUGUACCAGGACCCGUCCAUGCUCACCUUUGAAGGCCAGAAGUUCCAGGGCCCUCAGCAGAUCACCGCUAAGCUAACCGGCUUGCCUUUCCAGCAGUGCCAGCAUCAUGUCUCCACCGUCGAUUGCCAGCAAUCAGGCCCUGCUGGUGGGAUGCUUGUUUUUGUCUCCGGCAAUCUUCAGAUAGCCGGCGAGCAGCAUCCGCUCAAGUUUAGCCAGAUGUUCCACCUAAUGCCAACACCUCAGGGCAGCUACUUUGUGCUCAAUGACAUUUUCCGGCUGAAUUAUGCAUAA